AUGUCUAAUAAAUUUUAUGGACAAUUAGUAAUCGGAGCACCUGGAGCAGGAAAGACAACUUACUGCAACGCCCUUCAACAAAUAUUUAAAGCAAUUAAAAGGCCUUUUAUUUUGGUUAAUUUGGAUCCGGCAAAUGAAAAUAUACCUUUUGAGGUUCAUGUGGACAUUAAUGAAUUAAUUUGUGUUGGGGAUGUUAUGGAGAAAUUCAAUUUGGGACCUAAUGGAGCGCUUCUUUAUUGUAUGCAAACUUUGGCUGCUAAUCUUGAUUGGUUAGAAGAACGUCUCGAAAAAUUUAAAGGUUUUUACCUUAUAAUUGAUAUGCCUGGACAAAUGGAGCUUUAUUGUAGUGAUGAUUCUAUUCGGAAAAUUAUUAAUAGGUUCAAUACAUUACAAUGGCAAAUUUGUGCUAUUUGUCUAAAUGAUUCUACACAUAUUAAUGAUCCAGGAAAAUUUAUUUCCGUAAUUCUUUCCUCUUUAAUGGCCAUGAUAAAUUUAGAAAUUACACAAAUUAAUGUUCUUUCAAAAGUUGAUUUACUUUCAACAAAAGAUUUGCCUUUUAGUUUAGAUUAUUUUGAAGAAUUGCCUAAUCUUAAUUAUUUGGUUGAUUUACUUGAUGACCACCCAGCAUUAUCAAUUUACAAAAAUCUAAACAAACAACUUUGCCAAUUAAUUGAAGAUUAUGGACUAAUUGGUUUUGUAUUGUUAAAUAUACAAGAAAAAGAAUCUAUACUAAAUUUAAUAAAAAUGGCAGAUGAUGCAAAUGGAUUUACUAUAGCUUCUUCAAAUUGUGAAGAUUUUAGAAAUUUGUAUAAUGCCGUAGUGCUAAGCGCCGAAAUACCAAACCCCCCAAAAAUGUGUCGAAAUACCAAAAAAAUGUGGAUUGUUAACAACCUUCCGUGUUUAACUAGCAACUUUCACGCGCGUGAUUAGAAUAUAUUUGUAUGUUUUUUGUUUUUCCAGUUUGGUAUUUUGACAUCUUUUUGGGGGCUUGGUUUACGGCACGCUCC
This is a messenger RNA of Meloidogyne enterolobii, 1007 nucleotides long. Lineage: Eukaryota; Metazoa; Nematoda; Chromadorea; Rhabditida; Meloidogynidae. The record is from the annotation of a GenBank genome assembly.